CUUGACAAUGUCACGAUGAUUUACUUAACCAAUUUGACAGUUUUCGUACACCAUCCACUUUCCGCUGUCAUUCGGGAUUAGGGUGAUUUUUCGAGCGUUUUGUUUUUACAAAAAAUGGAAGUGCGGCGUGCGGGUGACGCGAGUUUAGAUGAAUUAGUUCAAUAUGUAACGCUUCACGUACAAAAUCCGAUAAUCCUGACGGGGGUAGUGCUCCCGUUCGGCAUUUUGUACGCGAUUGCAUUCUAUUUGUGGUUCGUCGUGUACGGAGUCGUCGAGCACUAUGAGGCCGGGAUAAUUUGCCUGGCCGCAAUCAUUUUCGUGCACAUUCUUACGUCGCUCUUUUGCUUCUGGAGUGUCCACGUGUUAACUUUUCUAAAUUGUCACAAGGUAAAAACGCCACGGAAUGGCGUCUACGCAAAAGUCGUUCCUACGGCCAACAAUGGUUCAUCCAGGCUCGUUAAAAUUGAGCAAACAUACAUGGACGAGAAGGACAAGGGUAGCGUAACCUACUGGUUCAUGUUCCAGAAGUCCAAGUACAUCUGGGACCCGGACAAGGCUACGUUCAGAGCUCUCGAAUUCCCAGUACACCAGCCCCUGUACACUUACGCAAAAUCUAAAGGAAUUGAGGAUGAAAACCAACUCGCUUUGGCGGAAAAAACUUACGGAAGGAAUCAGAUGGAAAUGGUCGUGCCCGAGUUCUAUCAACUCUUCAUCGAACGCGCCACGGCUCCGUUUUUCGUUUUUCAGAUCUUCUCCGUGGGACUGUGGUGCCUUGACGAGUACUGGUACUACUCCCUGUUCACGCUGUGCAUGUUGAUAGUGUUCGAGUGUACCCUGGUGCAGCAGCAGCUGAGGAAUAUGUCGGAGAUCCGCAAGAUGGGCAACAAACCCUACCUGUUGAACGUCCUGCGGAACAACAAAUGGCGGCCGAUAAUCUCGGAUCAACUGGUACCAGGCGAUUUGGUGUCAGUUGUGCGAUCUCAGAAUGAAAACACAGUUCCCUGCGAUAUUCUCCUGCUUCGAGGUUCAUGCAUUGUCGACGAGAGCAUGUUGACCGGCGAGUCGGUGCCACAGAUGAAAGAGUCCUUGGAGACGCUUGAUGAUCUGCAGGCAGAGUUAGACGUUGACAGUGACGGGAAGCUCUUCACACUUUUCGGUGGAACGAAGGUAGUUCAGCAUACACCCCCCACGAAGGACGGAAUCCGGGCUCCUGAUGGCGGGUGUGUGGGGUAUGUCCUGCGAAACGGUUUCAACACUUCGCAAGGCAAACUUCUCCGAACGAUUCUUUUCGGCGUGAAGCGUGUCACGGAGAAUAAUUUGGAAACUUUUGCAUUUAUACUGUUCCUGCUUGUGUUCGCCAUUGCUGCGGCAAUUUACGUCUGGAUUCGCGGCACUGAAGAUCCUGAUCGAAGUCGAUACAAGUUAUUCCUUGAGUGCACGUUGAUCCUGACGUCAAUCAUUCCACCCGAUCUACCUAUUGAGCUUUCAUUGGCCGUGAAUACAUCACUUUUGCAGCUAUCCAGGUUGUUUGUCUAUUGCACGGAACCGUUCAGGAUUCCGUUCGCUGGAAAGGUUGAAAUUUGCUGCUUCGAUAAGACUGGUACGCUUACGAGCGAUAAUUUGAUGGUCGAAGGAGUGGCUGGGAUGAACAAUAGUUCCGCAGUGUUGCCCAUAGCCCAGGCUCCCGAUUCUACUAUACAAGUGUUGGCCACUUGUCAUUCCUUGGCACAACUAGAUGAUGGGCUGGUGGGCGAUCCAUUGGAAAAAGCCAUUUUGACCGCCGUCGAUUGGAAUUUGACGAAACAAGACAGCGUUAUACCAAAACGUGGAAAGCUAAAACCACUGAAAAUCUACCACCGUUUCUACUUUUCGUCUGCUUUGAAGAGAAUGUCAGUGUUGGCGGGAUACAUGCAACAGUUCACGAACGAUAUUUGCUAUGUUGGCGCCGUGAAAGGAGCACCUGAGGUGAUCAUGAAUAUGCUUAAAAACGUUCCAGAACAUUAUGAAAAGACUUACCUAGAAUACGCCCGACGUGGAGCUCGAGUCUUAGCUCUCGGCAUCAAAACCUUUGGUAAAAUGGACCCAAAACAAGUGCGCGAAAUCAAACGUGAAGAAGUGGAGACAGAUUUGGAGUUCGCGGGCUUUGUAAUCAUUUCAUGCCCGCUAAAACCUGACUCAAAGAGCAUAGUCAAAGAGCUGAUCCACGCUUCCAACAAAUUAAUGAUGAUAACAGGCGACAACCCGUUGACUGCCUGUCAUGUUGCGCGUGAAUUGCGUUUCACGAAAAAAGCAAUCCUCAUUCUCACGGAUGACGAAACGGAAUGGGUGUGGCAAUCAGUAGACGGCGGUGUAAUCAGGCCAAUGACUGAUCCUUUGAAGAAAAUCAUCAGUGAAUAUGAUCUCUGCAUAACAGGCGAAGGUUUGGAUUAUCUAAGGUACGACAGGCAUGAUUAUCUCGUACAAAUACUGCCGUACGUGACCGUUUGUGCGAGAUUUGCUCCCAAGCAGAAAGAGUAUGUUGUCACAACGCUAAAAAAUCUGGGCUUCUGUACAUUAAUGUGUGGUGACGGCACGAACGACGUGGGAGCUUUGAAGCACGCUCAUGUGGGUGUCUCGAUAUUAAGCAAUGCCCCGUUGAAGAAGACGAAAACAAAAGAUUCACAAAAUCCGGCAGAUAAUGCGACAAAUGAUGUAGUUGCACCGUCACGCGGUAUUCGGAAUCAGAUGAAUCACGAGGAAAGGCGCAAUCUGACUCCUCGUGAACGUGCAAUUUUGAGGCAGCGAGAGGCCUUGAGUGCGACUCAGGAGUCGUUGCAAAAGGCGUUGAAGGAUCUCGAUGAGGAACAAGUACAAGUUGUAAAGUUAGGCGAUGCCAGUAUAGCUGCACCGUUUACUAGUAAAACAUCAUCGAUAAUGUGUGUUUGUCAUAUAAUUAAACAGGGCCGAUGUACUUUAGUGACCACGUUACAAAUGUUAAAAAUAUUAGGUUUACACGCUUUAAUAUCUGCUUAUUGUCAAUCAGUUUUAUAUGUUGACGGCGUACGGUUGAGUGAUACACAAGCGACUUUGAAUGGAUUACUCAUUGCUGCCUGCUUUUUAUUCAUUACUAGGUCAAAGCCACUGAAAACACUUUCCAAAGAAGCGCCACUACCUAACAUUUUCAAUAUGUACACGUUGUCCACAAUCCUAGCUCAGUUUGCGGUUCACUUUGCUGCACUUAUCUAUUUGGUACAGGAGGCGAAUGAAAGGAGUCCCCCAAGGGAAGGCAAGGUGAAAUUGAACAUUGAUCGUCAGCCUGGCGAGAAGGAUGAUUUUCAACCAAACAUUAUUAAUAGUACCGUGUUCAUAAUUUGUUUAGCACUGCAAGUUUCUACAUUCGCUGUUAAUUAUAAGGGCCAUCCAUUCAUGGAAAGUCUGCGUGAAAAUCGUCUCCUUUUGUAUUCAAUCCUGGCAUCAGCAUCAGUAGCUGUCCUUUUGGCACUUGGAAUUUCAUCAGAUCUUUUAACGACAUUUGAAAUUAUACAAUUUCCUAGUGAUUUCCGUAAAAUUCUGAUUUUUGUACUGCUGAUUGAUACAGUCCUAGCAUAUCUAGUCGAUAGAACUUGUGCAUUCCUGUUUGGCGAUAUAAGAAAGCGAUCGACCGUUGCAAAUUAUUGAUGGAUGGAUUGAUUUAGACUUCUUUGGUUAAGAAGGCUAUUUUGGGAAGAUACAUAAUUUUAAAUUAUAUGAAAAGAAAUUUAGAUAUUUAAUGAAAGGGAAAAACUGAAAA
This is a messenger RNA of Hermetia illucens (black soldier fly), 3769 nucleotides long. RefSeq names its product manganese-transporting ATPase 13A1. The record is from RefSeq and is a predicted model, not a curated record. Gene Ontology annotation, molecular function: ATP binding; P-type ion transporter activity; ATP hydrolysis activity. The transcript has 9 exons. Bases 115 to 3657 code for a protein of 1180 amino acids. NCBI's taxonomy places the organism in Eukaryota, Metazoa, Arthropoda, Insecta, Diptera, Stratiomyidae. Gene Ontology annotation, cellular component: endoplasmic reticulum membrane. Gene Ontology annotation, biological process: intracellular calcium ion homeostasis.